Molecule: messenger RNA, 1135 nt
Organism: Aplysia californica (California sea hare)
Lineage: Eukaryota; Metazoa; Mollusca; Gastropoda; Aplysiida; Aplysiidae
Source: RefSeq, a predicted model, not a curated record
CCUCUACAACCACCCACCCAAACCCGCCGGCCGGCCGAGAUACCUGGGCCUGUACUCUGACCUUGGCCCCUGUCCACCCAACGAGACGGUCAUCAAACACUUCUGAACCAAGGAUGUUAUACAGUUAUCUGACGCCACCCCGUGCCUUCUUGCCUCUUGCCUGUCUGUUGGAAGACUUACUUCUUACCCAGUGAACCGUAAAUAGAACCAGUGAUGAUUUCUUACCCAGUGAACCAAAACAAAACCAACUAUGACCUUGUUUACCCAGUGAACGGUAAAUCAUACUUUACCUUACUUUUUACUUUACUUUCCCGAUCCAGUGAUUAUCGUAGUUCUAGCCCUUCGGCCUAUUCGCAAAUCAUAAAAGAUUGAAAAAAAGCCUCAUUGACUGGCAAAAUAAAACCAACAAUGACGUCAUUGGCCAUCUCAUGUGUGUCAUAGGCCUACUUUGAUAGUAGACAUAGCACUCUCGCUUUUCAAAGCACAUUGUCCGCACCGCCAACAGAAUUCAUAAUUUGAUCGAGUCGGGACCAAUAUAGUCUUUUUCUCUACGGAGUGGCAAAAGCUACCAUUUAUUUGGCACAAUUAGACCAAACUCAACAAAAUUCGAAUGUGAUCUCCAAAAUUAAAAACAUUUGUGUUUGAAAGUCGCCAGUCGAGUCUGUCGUAUUGUGUCAACAUAGUACCUUUUGCCACUUCAUCGCCAUAGACGAACAUUUGACUGACCUCGACUCGGUUCAGCUGAAUUCGAUUCGGGGUGUGCACUGGGUGGUCUUACUCUAUCUAGGAAUCAAGGGUACUGUGUCUUUCAUCUACGUCUGAUACACACGAGAAUGCUAAUGACGUCAUCGUUGGAUCUGUUUUUGGAGUCAAAGUAAAAGGAGCCACCUCCCUGACACACCCUAGCUCAAUAUUAUGGCUCCAUUUGCCCCUCUUUGUCGUUUCAUCUGCUAUUCAUAAAUUAUGAUGAUGUUCUCUUGACAUGCUGAGGAAACAUUUCGCUGAAUGUUUCAACAGCUGCUGAUCAAUAGCAGUGUAUUUGGAGACUCUAAAAAAGACAUACAUAAUGGAUGGAUGGAUGGAUGGAUGGAUGGAUGGAUGGAUGGAUGGAUGGAUGGAUGGAUGGAUGGAUGGA